Messenger RNA from Myotis lucifugus (little brown bat), 2021 nucleotides. RefSeq names its product solute carrier family 2 member 6 (gene SLC2A6). Lineage: Eukaryota; Metazoa; Chordata; Mammalia; Chiroptera; Vespertilionidae. The record is from RefSeq and is a predicted model, not a curated record. Gene Ontology annotation, biological process: transmembrane transport. The annotation marks the transcript as partial. The transcript is spliced from 9 exons. Gene Ontology annotation, molecular function: transmembrane transporter activity. Gene Ontology annotation, cellular component: membrane.
CGCCCUGCAGAACAAGUGGGUGUUCCUGGCCACCUUCGCGGCCGUGCUGGGCAACUUCAGCUUCGGCUACGCCCUGGUCUACACGUCCCCUGUCAUCCCGGCCCUGGAGCGCUCCCUGGAUCCAAACCUGAGUCUGACCAAAACCCAGGCCUCCUGGUUCGGGUCCGUGUUCACCUUGGGCGCCGCGGCCGGGGGCCUCAGUGCCAUGGUCCUCAACGACCUGCUGGGCCGGAAGCUGAGCAUCAUGUUCUCGGCGGUGCCCUCGGUGGCCGGCUACGCGCUCAUGGCGGGCGCCCGUGCCUUCUGGAUGCUGCUGCUGGGCAGGACCCUGACGGGCUUCGCGGGAGGGCUCACGGCUGCCUGCAUCCCGGUGUACCUGUCAGAGAUUGCUCCGCCCGGCGUCCGAGGGACUCUGGGGGCCACGCCCCAGCUCAUGGCCGUGUUCGGGUCGCUGUCUCUCUAUGCGCUUGGCCUCCUGCUGCCGUGGCGCUGGCUGGCCGUGGCCGGGGAGGGGCCCGUGGUCCUCAUGAUCCUGCUGCUCAGCUUCAUGCCCAACUCGCCGCGCUUCCUGCUGUCCCGGGGCCGCGAUGCCGAGGCCCUGCAGGCGCUGGCCUGGCUGCGCGGGGGCCAGGCCGACAUCCGCUGGGAGUUCCAGCAGAUCCAGGACAACGUGCAGAGACAGAGCAGCCGCAUGUCAUGGGCCGAGGCCCGGGACCCCCACAUGUACCGCCCGAUCACCAUCGCCGUGCUCAUGCGCUUCCUGCAGCAGCUGACGGGCAUCACGCCCGUGCUGGUCUACCUGCAGCCCAUCUUCACCCGCACCGCCGUCCUGCUGCCCCCGCAGGAUGACGCCGCCAUUGUGGGCGCCGUGAGGCUCUUUGCGGUGAUGAUCGCGGCCCUCACCAUGGACCGGGCCGGCCGCAAGGUCCUGCUCUUCGUCUCAGCCUCCAUCAUGUUUGCUGCCAACGUGACACUGGGGCUGUACAUCCACUUCGGCCCCAAGCCUGUGGCCCCCAACAACACCGUGGGCCUCGAGAGCGUGCCCUUGGGGGGCACAGAGCAGCCCCUGGCCACACCCACCAGCUUCCUCACCCUAGUGCCCCUGCUGGCCACCAUGCUCUUCAUCACGGGCUACGCCAUGGGCUGGGGGCCCAUCACGUGGCUCCUCAUGUCUGAGAUCCUGCCGCUGCGGGCCCGCGGCGUGGCCUCGGGGCUCUGCGUGCUGGUCAGCUGGCUGACCGCCUUCGCCCUCACCAAGUCCUUCCUGCUGGUGGUGAACGCCUUCGGCCUGCAGGUGCCUUUCUUCUUCUUCGCCGCCAUCUGCUUGCUGAACCUGGUGUUCACCGGCUGCUGCGUGCCCGAGACCAAGGGCCGCUCGCUGGAGCAGAUCGAGUCCUUCUUCCGGACCGGGAGGAGGUCCUUCCUGCAGUAGGUCAGCGCCCCGCCUGGGGCCGCACCCUGGCGGCCAGGCCUUCGUGUCGGCCACCAACCGGAACCCCGAGUCCAGGAGGGAGCAACCUGCCACCAGCCGGAGACAGCACGGCCGGCAGCACUGAUCCCCAGGGCGCGCCUCCUGGCACCCGACAGCCAGCAGCACCGGCCGCCCACACAUCGGCCAGGACCCACCGGCAGAGGAGGCAGCCAUGCGCCGCAGGGGAGCACGCGCCCAGGGGAGCACCGCCCAGGACUGGGGGCCUCAGGCCACACUGGGCAACCUCAGGCCGAGUUGCCUACCCACCCACGGAGGCCGCGAUGAGGACAGACGGCUGGAGGCAGAGGAGUGGCUCCGAGCACCUGGCUGCCACCCAGCACCUGGGCAUGGGGAGGAAGGCGGAAAGCUGCACCCGAGGGCUGGGCGACACCACGGGCAGCGCUCCGCACUCCCGCAAGCCAGGGCACUGGACCCAGCACAAACACUAACUCCGCACCGUCCCGACGCCUGGGAACCGAGGGCUCUGGAGUGCUCGUCUGCAAGCCGUGUGCCCACUUAUGAAAAUAAAGAAAUUGAGCUGUGACCCUGC